AUGCUCUCAAAGCGGUUGGUGGACAUGAAUCCCACCCAAAUGACGUCUAUACCAAAGGUCCUUUUGGACAAAGAGAACAAUGAUAUCGUUUCAUACCCGUAUCGCCCCUCACGGUUCGGUUCGGUGCCCCAAGUUGCAGGUGAGCCUCAACAGCUGCUGCUCUUCAGCGGAGAAGUGCAACAGCUGGCGCUUUGCCCUGCAACUGCUCCCCUGAUUGGCUUCAACUUGCUCCUUCGGAGCUGCACGCAUUCCUCGGACUGGCGCAGCGCUCUGCGCUUGUUUGCACGACAUGCGGUCGUCGGAAACCGCGCCCUCGGCGAUGAGCAUCGUCCCUGCGAUCGAGGCUUGCGCCCGGGAAGGCGAAGCGAGGGCGACGGCAGAACUCUUGGAGGAGCUUCAACUAAUUGCUGUGCAAUGAGGCGAAGACGUGGUGACCUUGAACGCGGUCUGCGGAUGGCCCUGGCUCCUGGCCCUGGAGCUGUUCCUGGAGCUGCCAAGGUGUCGCCUGGAAGCAAACUCGGUGAGCUGCGACUCAGCCGUGACAGCUCUUGGCAGCCAGUGGAGGACGUCGUGGGCCGGUCUGCGGCGCUCAGCGCCUGCGAGCGGCGCCACGAGUGGCGCAGGGCUUUUGCUGCAAGAGAUGUGGAGCGGGAAGGGAAGCAAGACGCCUGGCGUGGAAGUUCGACCUCUUCAUGGGUCAAGUCCUAG
Messenger RNA from Effrenium voratum, 708 nucleotides. The record is from the annotation of a GenBank genome assembly. NCBI's taxonomy places the organism in Eukaryota, Dinophyceae, Suessiales, Symbiodiniaceae.